This is a messenger RNA of Dermochelys coriacea (leatherback sea turtle), 1552 nucleotides long. It is a transcript of the gene AIFM2, whose product is annotated as apoptosis inducing factor mitochondria associated 2. The record is from RefSeq and is a predicted model, not a curated record. Gene Ontology annotation, biological process: apoptotic mitochondrial changes; positive regulation of apoptotic process. NCBI's taxonomy places the organism in Eukaryota, Metazoa, Chordata, Testudines, Dermochelyidae. Gene Ontology annotation, cellular component: cytoplasm; mitochondrion. The transcript has 9 exons. Gene Ontology annotation, molecular function: electron-transferring-flavoprotein dehydrogenase activity; flavin adenine dinucleotide binding. The coding region runs from base 335 to 1456 and encodes 373 amino acids.
UGCUGCUUUUACAGGAGACUGGGAGCCGCGGCGGCCCCAGCUGUCCCCUGAGGCCCUGCACCGCGCCCGGGGCUCCAGCAGAGAGCGGCAGGGGUCGGCUCAGGCAGGGCGGGAGCGGCUCUUCCGUCCGGAGGAUCCGAGCCGCCUGUGCCGAGUGGCCACGAGCGGUAACGACGGGGCUCAGCCCACGCUCGCCUCCGGGCCCCGCGGCGGCUGCGCCGUAGCCCCGCGGUCUCCCCAGCCGUGGGGACUGGCGUGCGCGGACCCUCGCUGCGUUUCCCCCGCCGCGGGUCUGCAGUGGUGCGAGGAGCGGGAAGCAGCUCUGCUAUCUAGGAUGGGAUCCAAGCUUUCAGUGGACGACUCGGUGCAUGUUGUGAUCGUUGGAGGAGGUUUCGGGGGAAUCGCAGCUGCCAGACAACUAAAGUCCUGGGGAAUCCCCUUUGUUCUUGUGGACAUGAGAGAUGCAUUCCACCACAAUGUGGGUGCUCUCCGGGCCUCUGUAGAGAGCGGAUUUGCCAAGAAAACCUUCAUCUCUUACUCUGUGACCUUUGAGGAGAGCUUCCGACAAGCUAAGGUGGUUGGAAUAGACUUACUGAGGCAGAAAGUCUUGCUGAAUGAUAAUGAGGAGCUUUUCUACUCUCACCUCAUCCUUGCUACAGGCAGUGAUGGGCCUUUCCCUGGGAAGUUUAACCAGAUCAUUGACAUGAAAACUGCCAUUCAGACAUAUGAAGACAUGGUCAAGGAGCUCCAGAAAUCUCCACGUAUUGUGAUAGUAGGCGGUGGUGCUGCUGGAGUGGAAAUGGCUGCAGAGAUCAAAACAGAAUAUCCAGCCAAAGAGGUCACCCUCAUUCACUCAAAAAUUGCACUGGCUGAUGUGGAGCUCCUACCAAGUGUCCGGCAGGUGGUGAAGGAGAUUCUUCUCAGGAAAGAAGUGCAUCUCUUGUUAAGUGACAGAGUCAGCAACUUGCAUAUGCUGACUUUAAACCGAUUCCAAGAGAAUAUGGCAGUCAAGACGGAAAAGGGCACGGAGGUUGCUGCUGACAUGGUGAUUCUCUGCACUGGUAUAAAGAUCAAUUCAUCAGCAUACAGCAAUGCAUUUGAGGACAAGCUGGCGAGUAAUGGUGCUUUAAAGGUCAACCAGUACCUCCAGGUGGAAGGGUAUGAUAAUAUCUAUGCUAUUGGUGAUUGUGCUGAUGUAAAGGAACCGAAGAUGGCAUACCAUGCUGGGCUCCAUGCCAAUAUUGUGGUGACAAACAUCAUCAACAGUCUGACACAGAAACCUCUUAAAACCUACCAGCCAGGAUCACUAACCUUCCUGCUGUCGAUGGGCCGGAAUGAUGGGGUAGGCCAGAUUAAUGGAUGCUACGUGGGACGUCUGUUAGUGACUAUUGCAAAGAGCCGGGACCUUUUUGUUUCUAAGAGCUGGAAGACUAUGGGACAGACUAUGCCCUGCUAGAUAGAAAGGACAAUGAUGAAGUAGCAAGGGAAUACAUGUAUUGACUGGCAUUAACGAAGCUGGAAAAGAAUAAAAGGUUCAUCAUUACCAAAAUGA